AUGUUGUUCUUCUUCAUCCUCACUGCUUUUGCAGUUGAAGUGAAUUUAAUGCUUCCAUUGGAUACAGUGAAUUCAAAUGGUCUUGCCAACCAAGGUCAACUCACAAACGACUUCUCUAAGAUUAAGUCUGGUGGAGUAGUGGGUGUGAUGUCCGAUAUCUGGUGGGGGUUAGUCGAGACGUCUCCAAAGACUUACAAUUGGAAUGCAUACAAGACAAUGGUACAACUUGCCAAGAACGCUGGUCUUAAAUUUCAAGCUGUGAUGUCCUUCCACAAAUGUGGAGGCAAUGUUGGGGAUACUUGUGACAUUCCAAUUCCGUCGUGGGCGAUAACCGCUGGACAGAAUGCUGGUGCUUUCUUUAAAGAUCAUGAAGGGUGGGUGAACACGGAGUACAUUUCCUUUGGUGCAGAUUCUGAAGCUGUUUUUGAAGGAAGAACGCCUCUUCAAAUUUACAAGGACUUUAUGGCGUCUUUCAAAUCAAAUUUCCAGAGCUUCAUUGACGAUGGAACAAUUAAUGAAAUUCAAGUAGGUAUGGGGCCAUGCGGAGAGACUCGAUAUCCAUCAUACCCAGGUGCUAAGUUCCAAUAUUGUGGCAUUGGAGAGUUUGAGUGUUCUGACAAGUAUUCUCUCGCUAAGUUGCAAGCCGCUGCAACUGCGGCCGGACAUAGUGAGUGGGGUUCAGCGUCACCAUCAAAUGCGGGGACUUACAAUUCAAGACCACCCUCAUCGACCGGAUUCUUUGGGAGUGGAAGCGACAACUACGCCUCUGCAUAUGGAAAGUUCUUCAUGGACUUCUAUUCAAAUAUGUUACUUGAACAUACAAAGAACGUCUUGUCGAGUGCUAAGGACGUUUUUGGGUCAUUAGCUAUUGCUGGCAAAAUCAGUGGUAUUCACUGGUGGUGGAAAGACAACAGCCACGCGGCAGAGUUGACUGCAGGCUACUACAACGCCAAUGGCAACAACGCUUAUUUGACUAUUGCGAACGCAUUCAAACCAUACGGCGCACGAUUUGAUUUUACUUGUUUGGAGAUGAGUGGAGAAGACUCGAACUGUGGAUCAGCACCAGCUGCUUUGGUUGAUCAAGCGUAUAAAGGAGCUCAAAGUGCAGGAGUUGCAAGAUGUGGAGAGAAUGCACUUGAGUUGUGUGGGUAUGGUGGAUGCAACACGUCUGGGUUCAACCAAAUUGUGACACAAGCGAAGUGGUACGGAUUGACCGCGUUCACUUAUUUGAGAAUGACAAGAGCCUUACUUGAUGAUGGAACAGCUUGGGGGCAAUUCAAAAGCUUUGUGAACAACAUGAAAUAA
Entamoeba invadens IP1 is the source of this 1305-nucleotide messenger RNA. Its product is annotated as beta-amylase precursor, putative. The transcript has a single exon. The coding region runs from base 1 to 1305 and encodes 434 amino acids. NCBI's taxonomy places the organism in Eukaryota, Evosea, Mastigamoebida, Endamoebidae. The record is from RefSeq and is a predicted model, not a curated record. Gene Ontology annotation, molecular function: beta-amylase activity. Gene Ontology annotation, biological process: polysaccharide catabolic process.